Messenger RNA from Brassica oleracea var. oleracea, 1379 nucleotides. RefSeq lists its product as uncharacterized. The coding region runs from base 82 to 1140 and encodes 352 amino acids. The transcript has a single exon. Lineage: Eukaryota; Viridiplantae; Streptophyta; Magnoliopsida; Brassicales; Brassicaceae. The record is from RefSeq and is a predicted model, not a curated record.
CUUCUUCAGUCUCUGUUCUUCCCCAAAAUAAAAAAAAAAACUUCCUUUACUCAAAAUCAAGAGAGAGAGCGACAGACAAAGAUGGGAUGUGUUUCUUCAAAACCAGUGAAGAAGAAACUUGUAAGAGAGAUCCGAGUCAACAACGGCGGCGACCACAUCGUGUCUCUCACUUCAACUACUUACGGCCAUCUCGAUGUCCAACAACGAGCAGAGACUUCUCCUAAAGGCGAUGACUUUGAAUCCGAAAGGAGAUCUAAUGCACAGAGAGAGGAUCCAGAGAUUAUCAACACGUGGGAGCUUAUGGAAGAUCUCGAAGAUUCGACGAAGGUUAGCCCCAAAUCUCGUGGGAUCUUCGGGAAAUCGUGGAAGACUCCGGUGAAAUCGAUUGCGGAGUCUCCUAAGAGGAGUGGUAGUAGUAAGAGAUUCAGGGGAAAAGAAAACAGAGGAGAGAAACAGAGUCCGAACCAGAAGAACAUUCUUGAGACUCCAAAGAGAGGCGUGAUGCGUUUGAGUUUCCCUCUCAAAUCAGAAGAGCCUUUAGCGGUUACUACGCAGAGGAGGAAGAGUUUUAGUCCAAUGUUCGAUCCAGACCUCGUGGCUUCUUACGAGAGGGAGUUGUCUCAGGAGAAAGAACAGAUCAAGAUGGUGAUCUCUCCUCCAGACCCUUUCCCGGAGAAAUGUCCGCCGGGAGGAGAGAACUCGGUGGUCGUCUACAUAACGACGCUUAGAGGGAUAAGGAAGACGUUCGAGGACUGCAACGCGGUGAGAUCGAUACUUGAUUCGCACGAGGUUCGGUACUCGGAGAGGGAUGUGUCGAUGCACUCUGUUUUCAAGGAGGAGAUUAGAGGGAUCAUGGGGACGAAGCAGGUGAAGAUACCGGCGGUUUUCGUGAGAGGGAGGAUGAUAGGGAGCGUUGAGGAGGUGGUGAGGUUGGAGGAGGAGGGUAAAUUGGGUAUUUUGCUUGAGUGUAUGCCUAAGGCGAGGGUAAGCGGUUGCUGCUGUGGGUGCGGUGGGAUGAGGUUUGUGAUGUGUGGGGUUUGUAAUGGAAGCUGUAAGGUUAUGGAUGCGGAGAAGAAGGAUAUGGUUAAGUGCUUGGAGUGUAAUGAGAAUGGCUUGGUUCUUUGUCCAAUGUGUUCGUAAUCUUUUCAGUUUUGUCCUAAUUUUCUUGUCAAAAUUGGGUGAGACUGUAAGAGGGUUCACUUAACUUUGGAGGCUAACUUUUUGCAUUUGAAUCUUGAUGGGUAGACUCUAAUGAUUUGUGAGAGAGUUUCUAAAGUUGGGUUUAUGUUUCUUGGUGUGUACUAGUUACUGAAUCUGUGGUUUAAUGUUUGUAAACGUUUUUAUAAUAAAGAUUCAAUUUAUUUUGUAUAACCAUUGUA